This is a messenger RNA of Plasmodium gonderi, 4110 nucleotides long. RefSeq names its product high molecular weight rhoptry protein 2. Lineage: Eukaryota; Apicomplexa; Aconoidasida; Haemosporida; Plasmodiidae. The record is from RefSeq and is a predicted model, not a curated record. Bases 1 to 4110 code for a protein of 1369 amino acids. The transcript has 10 exons.
AUGAGGCGUGUGCUGCUUGUAAUUCUUUUGCACGUGUUGUGUUCUAUGCAAAAAUGUCUAUCUUUUGGACUAGGAUAUCGAGGAUCCAUUAAGAAUGCCUCAGACGCAAGUGCACUAAACAUCCAAGUGGAAAAGGAUGAGAAAAAAAUAUGUCAAAAUGCAUUUGCAUACAUAAAUGUAAAUGAGUUAUUUUCAGAAAAAGAACAAGAAUAUUAUGUGCAAGAAUGUGAAGAAAUGUUAGGUAGUAUAAAACGUGGAACUUCAGAUAAUUCAGAAACACCUGAACUUAAUGAAUUUUUACUAGUCUUACUUCACAUGCGUUCACAAUAUGUAAUAAUAAAUGAAUCAGACAAAGUAGCUCUUAGCAAUAUGCUGAGAAGUAUAAAUGGAUCCUUAAGUGAAGAUGAAGCAAUGGACAAAGCUAAACAUUUAAUCUUAUAUAAUAAAUUUUUAAGCGAUAGAACAAAUGUAAAAAAUAUACAAGAAAUGUUAGUGUUAAGCAGCAAAAAUGAAGAAUAUAUGAAUGCAGCAAAAAUGAAAAUGCUGAAUAAGAUAGAGGAAGAAUUUGAAUUAUAUAAUGAUUAUCUAGUUAAUAAUGAAGGAAGUGUAAAUGUUGCAGAGAAGCAUUCCUCUGAAACAUUUCUUAACAUCAAAAAGGAAAAAUUGUGCUCCAAUUAUAUUCAAUUAUGUCAAAAAUUUUAUGAACAAUCAAUAAUUUAUUACAGAUUAAAAGUAAUAUUUAAAAAUUUAAUUAAUUAUGUGGAUCAAAAUUCAAAGAAUUUUAAAAAAGAAAAACUGUUAGCACUGUUAAAUAUGGAUUAUAAUGCGAAUGAACCAACACAAGCUCAAAAGAGUUAUAUACUAGAAGACGAAACUGUUAUACCAUCUCUGAAAUUUUCUAAUAAACAUAAUGAAGACAAAUUAAUUGUUGAUGUCAUGCAAGAUGGAAAUAGCAAACUUAUGCACCCUAGGGAUAUACAAAAAGCAGAAAUCAGUGAACGCUAUAGUCUAACUAUUAAAAACAUUAGAAUGCAGAUUAAUGAUGAUGAGUCAUAUUCUGAUUUGAUGAAGACAAUUAAGAAUUAUGUUCUCUCUAUUACACAGAUCGACAAUGACAUUUCGAAUCUUGUUCGGGAGCUGGAUCACGAGGAUGUGGAGAAGUUCCUUAUUGAUCUGAACUUUUUCCUAUAUUAUGGAUUCUUAAAAAUAGAAGAAGACAAGAACAUGAUUAUGUUCAAUGAUAUAAUUCCAACCUUUACAAAUUUGUAUAGAUCCAAUCAAAUUCUUUUCUUAUAUUUACUAAAAACAGGAUUUGAGGAAGAAAAGAAUUCAGAGUAUUUAGCGUACAAAUUUUAUAAAAACUUAGACUUUAAGAAAAUUCCAAAUGAUAAGGCUUAUGCAUACUUCAACAAAAAAGAUGAACUUACACAUUUGCCAAUAAUUUCUACAGAAGUAUUGAAUGAACACUUUUUAUCUAUCUUCCCGAGUAUCCCAGAGAAUUUCGAAAUUCAGCCUUCUGAGAUAUCCAAGUAUCAGUUUUUCUUCACCACAUCCUUUAAAAAUUGCAACAUUAAUCAAAACUACUCUGACGUGUCGAAAGGAUUAUGGAGUGAACUCCUCUACGCAUUUGAUCAUUUUGGAUGGUUUUAUAUUCAUCCCCAUAAUGUCAUUUCGAGUCUUUCCAAAACGAGUUUCGUUAGACAAAUGCUGAUCAGCAGAAAUUUCAUUUUGAGACAUACAGAAGCACUAAUCCUUUUGGAUACACAAGUUUCAAAACUAAUGGAUCUGAUACACUUAUCCCUAGAAAUGGACAAAUCAAUACACGCAUUGAAUUUCUCAAUUCCCAACAGAUUUUUCAUCUAUGAAAAUGAUUACAAUUCACUAAAAGGAGAAGAUAAAAAUAGACUUUUAUUUACUUAUGACUACAUUGAUUCCAUUGCAAACAAUUAUUUCUUCUUUAAUGAAACAAAACAUCCAGUUUUUAAUAAUGAAUAUGACAACACAUUUUAUAUGAAUUUACCCAAUGUGUAUAGUCUUGCUUAUCAGCUGUUUAAUGAGCUAGCCAUCAACAUGAAUGUUGUUACUAAUUCACCAUUGAAGAAGAAACUAAAAGAUAAGUCCAAAUAUGCUUACUUUACCUUGAUUAACAUCAUUGGGAAGAAUCAUGAUGUUUAUUCUAAGGGACCUCGAUUGGUGUAUGCAGCUUAUAUGUUGGCUUUAGUGUACUACAUCGAAUCACACAUUGACAUAUCUAGAUACCAACCAAAGGAGUACUUUUUGAUGAAGCAUUCAUUGCCCUUGAUUGACAACAUGAAUAAGGAAUGGUUCACGAUGCUUAAAAAGAGAUGUGAUUCGCUAGUAAAUUUCAUGAAAAUUAAUAAAACUACAGUGAAAUAUCAGCAAACCAAUAUGGAAGAAUAUAUUAAGUUAUUGAAUUUGACUACCAUAAUUUUGUGGGGAAAAGAGAGUAAGAAAUCUGUUUUCUAUGAUCCAGAUGUAAGUUUGUACAAGAAGUUGAUGAUUGCCUGCGUGUUCAAUGGGGGAAAAACGAUUCAGGAGAAGGUUAUAGAAAACAUUAACAAAUCAUGUGAUGUAAAGUUCUACGGGCUGAACCCACACAAGCUCGACGAAUUCAUCGAUAUCAAUAUGAGUGCGAAAAAAUGGAAUCCACUGAUGCUGGAAAAGAUGACCCAAUCUUUUGUCUUAAGUUGUAAACUUCAGAAAAUGAUGUAUGAUUCUAUUAAUGUAGAAAAAAUUGGUCUGGAUAGCUUUUAUAAGCUUGCUGAUGCUCCUGAAAUGAUAAAAACAUAUCACUGCUUCAAGUUAGGGAGACAAGCUGUAUCUUUAUUAGAAUCCAUUAUAUUGAAAAAGAAAUUUGUCAGGUUCCGUGUUAGUGAUGCCAUGGAUGUGUAUGACUUCUUUUAUGUGAAAAAAGUACUAUCCCAAAAUGUCAGAAGUGAAUAUGAGGAGUUUUUAAAAGACAAAAAAGCCUUCGAGACUAAGCAGAAUAAUGAAAUCAUAAAAGGUAGCCCCCUUGGUGAGGAAAAGACCAGGAAAUUGAUUGACAAUCACCAGUGUUACUGGUUCAGCAGCUAUGAAAAUUUCAAGAUCUUGUGGAUGCACGUUUCAAGUAAUAUGGGAACUGGAACAUAUCUAAAGAAUUUCUUCUCAGAAAUAUGGAACAAUCUCCAGUUUAUAUUCAAAAACAAGACAACCGUGAAGGAUGUGGAGUUUUUCUCAGGAGAAAUAGCAGAAAUGAAACUUAUAGACUACUACUCACCUCUAGUUCACUCUGAAUCUUUCUGUCAAGAAAAAAUGCAAUCUUUGUUUUUAUCACUAAGAGAUAGCGAAGAUUAUAAUCGUGUAGAUAUACCUUACAAAAUUAAAGAAGAAUAUUUUCAAUGUAAACUUAAUUACUAUAAAAAUAAUCAUUCAGACCCAACUCAUAUAAUAAAACCAGGAGAUUUCUUAGACAAUAAAGUAUAUGUUUUAAAGCAGCCAUAUUAUUUAAUUGAGAACAUUGAUAACAAUCAUGAGAUGAAACUUGUUAGAUUAUUUGUGACAGAAAAUACAUUAGAUUAUUUACUUCUUGAUGAUAUAAACAUUCCUGAAUGUUUUGGACGUUGCACACUUGAUCAUUUUAACAAAGUUAUUUUAAGAAAUAGUAAAGCGAAAAAAAAUGAUACAGUCAUAGAUAAUUCUUUAAUUCCAGAAAAUUCAGCUUCACUGAAAAGAAAAGAAUUAACUAUAUAUGUAAAUUAUGUAUAUAUUCAUAAUUUAAAACACGACCACUUCACUAAUGAAGAAAUAACCCUGAGAGAUUUUAAAGAAAAUAAUGUAAGAGUUUGUUUAGGCAUGGGUACAUAUUUUAAAAAGAAUUUUCUCACAGAACAACACUUUAACUUGACUCACAGGCCAGUCUUUCAUUUCACUGGAGAACAUAAUUUUAAAGUAUUUUUAAAAAAAAAUGCAUCAAAGGUGCCCAAAAAUGAGGACGACAUUUGUUAUGUCAACUACGACUUGGUCAGCACCAAUAUAGACAUCUCUGAUCCGUACCGAGAAAUCAGCGAAGAUUUGAUAAAAAAUUUGUACAUCUUAAAAGGUAAAUAA